AUGGUUUGGGGUGGUACACUAGUGACCGAGCAGGCCAUGGACUGGGGUGUGAGUGUAACACAUUCGGCCACAAGUAUGAAUUAUGGGAUUCUGCUCCAAGGCUUCGGGGGCAUUUUCGCUGUUCCCUUGAUUGAAGCAUAUGGCCGAUUACCGGUAUGGCUUUGGCCCCAAGUGAUCACCAUGCUCAUGGUGCUGGGCGCGACGCUCUCCAAUGACUGGUCAACAUUUACGACUUUUCGCUCCUUGCAGGGCCUGUUCGGGACCGUCCCGCAGGUGAUUGGGCUUCCUAUCAUUCAUGAUAUGUAUUCUGCUGAGGCUACAUACAGGGGAACCACCUUCCUUGUUGGUCCUUUCCUCGGUCCUGCGAUCGCAGGAUACAUCGGGGCUGCAACAAACUGGCGCACAUCCUUUGGGGUCUUGACAGCUAUAUACGGCCUGUCCACGGCUAUGGUAGUUGCAUUCGGCUAUGAGACUUUUCACAUCCCUGGAGGAAAGACGGGUUCUUCGCGACUUGCUUCAUACUUUGGAAUUGGCAAUACAAAUCUCCCCAAGAGAUCAACAUUGCUCUACUGGUGCCGGAAGGUUGUUUUCUAUGUGUUCAAGUUUCCAUUGCUGAUGACUGGUAUGACGAUCCUGGUGACAUUCACAUGGCCAAUUGGAAUCACAACCACGAUCGACACCUUCCUACACAGCCCACCGUAUCUGUUCAAUACAAUUGAAGCCUCAUCAAUGCGGUUCGCGGGCGUGAUUGGCGCUCUAUGUGGUAUGUCCCAUCCUCAAGACCCUCAUUUUCCCAUUCUCACAAAUCCAGGCUGGGCCUUCGGUCACUUCUUCAACAAUUGGAUCUUCCAGCGCCAUGUCUCAGUCUGGCGAACCGAACUUCGACUUCACGGGGUGUGGUUCCCGAUCGGUAGUAUGGCCUGCGGCUUGCUUACUUACGGACUCACAAUGCACUUUGGUAAACACUGGAUCGGCCUUGCUUUUGGAUGGGUAAUGGUGAAUAUCGGCAUGGUUGCGACAAUUGUCGCUAUCUCCGCAUACGCGUUAGAGAAGUACCCCCAGAAAGCGACCUGCGUUUCUGCAAUCUUGAAUAUGUGGCGCACCUGCGGUGGGUUCGCUGUUGGAUAUUUCCAACCGGCGUGGAUUGUGCGUAAUGGAUUGGGCCUGGUUUUUGGCAUCCAAGCUGCAAUUGUGAUUGUUGCUGCUAUUUUGACUAUCUCUCCAGUGUUUAUCUGGGAGCGAAGAAGGCGUUCACAGCGUGAAGCUGGGGAUGUUUGA
Messenger RNA from Penicillium olsonii, 1278 nucleotides. Lineage: Eukaryota; Fungi; Ascomycota; Eurotiomycetes; Eurotiales; Aspergillaceae. The record is from the annotation of a GenBank genome assembly.